Molecule: messenger RNA, 658 nt
Organism: Ostrea edulis (European flat oyster)
Lineage: Eukaryota; Metazoa; Mollusca; Bivalvia; Ostreida; Ostreidae
Product: tetranectin-like protein
Exons: 5
Coding region: 129-590 (153 amino acids)
Source: RefSeq, a predicted model, not a curated record
UUAUCAGGAGAGAUAUGGUUGACCAAUUUUUAUAUCUACAAUUGGUACUUAUUCGAUUAGCACAGUAGAUAAGAACAUUCUGAAAGAAAAAUUGUUUCGUCGCUUUCAGCGUAACGUUUUAUGGAGGAAUGAGAUUGUCAAGCCUAUUCAUUUUUGUGUGUGUUUCAAUUUGCACGAAAGGAUGUGAGGUUGGCUGGGUACAGUUUCAUGAUAAGUGUUACAUGUAUAGCCACACAGCAGUGACCUGGGCGGAAGCGUCGAGUAUAUGUAGUGUCUUCCAUUCAAAACUUGCUGAGCCAAUGACCACUGGGGAAUCAAAUUUUAUAAUCAGCCAUAGCCAAAAGGAAGCUGGCCGCUUUUGGAUUGGAAUAUCUGAUAUAAUUGAGGAAAAUAGAUGGGUUUAUUCAUCAAAUCUACAACCGAUUAAAGUGAACAGUUUUCAUCCAAGUCAGCCAGACGGUCACACCAAUGGAAACUGUGUCCUGCUCUGGAAGGAACAACACGGCCUCUGGGCUGAUGAUCCAUGUGAAAAUCGAUAUAAUUUUAUUUGUGAAAGGCUUCAAAACUUCGGGGGUGAAAUGCUUGGCUGAAGUAUUUGUUCUUAAUUGUUCGUCAUUUUCCAAAGAAAGUAAACCUCAAUAAAUUCCUUCAUUCAACA